AUGCCCACAUCGUAUUGGCCCGAACCGGGCAAAUUGGAAGCUCUCUCGUCGUCCUCCCCGUCAUCAGUCCAAUUCCUCAGAGCAAUUUCUCGUCUACUCGGCUGGAUAUACACCCUGUCCUGGUCCGCGUCUUUCUACCCUCAACCCCUCCUCAACAUCCGCCGGCACUCUACCUAUGGCACUACUCCCGCCUUUCCCACCCUCAAUGUCCUGGGCUUCUUCUGUUACACCACUUCCACCGUCUGUUUCUACUACUCGCCCCUAAUCCAAUCCCAGUACCGCACCCGCAACAACGGAGAAGAGAACACAGUCAGGGCCAACGAUGUAGCGUUUGCAGUGCAUGCACUAGCAUUGUGUAUACUGACGUUGAGUCAAUUUUGGCAUUCUUUGUGGGGGUUCGAAAGGAGGAAGGUGAGGCCUGGGAUGGGCGUGUGGGGGAUCGUCGUGGGUUGUAUUGUUGGUAUUGGAUGGGUGAUUGGGAUGGUAAUGGGAAAGGGACUCGACAGUGGCAGGGAUCCGAAAUCAUGGGCUUGGAUUGAUGUUGUCUAUGCAUUUGGUUAUGUCAAGCUGGUCGUCACGGUAUUGAAGUACAUUCCCCAGGCCCGGGCAAAUUAUCAACGGAAAUCUACCGUCGGCUGGAGCAUCAAUCAAAUCCUGCUGGAUGUCAUUGGCGGUGUUCUGUCAAUUGCACAACUCGUGAUCGACUCAAGUCUGCAAAGCGAUUGGUCUGGACUAACAGGCAAUCCAGUCAAGCUGGGAUUAGGCAACGUUUCCAUCAUUUUCGACAUUGUGUUCAUGGUGCAGCAUUAUAUACUUUACAAAGGAAAUGAGGUCGAGGAAGAUGGGAUGGACUGGGAAAGACGAGGCCUAAUCGCGAACGAGGCUGCUGCGUGA
This is a messenger RNA of Letharia columbiana, 894 nucleotides long. RefSeq lists its product as uncharacterized. The transcript has 4 exons. The record is from RefSeq and is a predicted model, not a curated record. Gene Ontology annotation, molecular function: L-cystine transmembrane transporter activity. Gene Ontology annotation, biological process: L-cystine transport. The coding region runs from base 1 to 894 and encodes 297 amino acids. NCBI's taxonomy places the organism in Eukaryota, Fungi, Ascomycota, Lecanoromycetes, Lecanorales, Parmeliaceae. Gene Ontology annotation, cellular component: vacuolar membrane; fungal-type vacuole.